Messenger RNA from Notothenia coriiceps (black rockcod), 2233 nucleotides. RefSeq names its product endochitinase A-like. The record is from RefSeq and is a predicted model, not a curated record. The annotation marks the transcript as partial. Lineage: Eukaryota; Metazoa; Chordata; Actinopteri; Perciformes; Nototheniidae. The transcript has 2 exons.
GAGUUUCAUGCGGUCCACCAGCUGCCAGUCAGACAGCAGUGGGUUUUUAGAGGAGCCCAUCAUCCCCCCCCUCAGUCAGCAGGCGGCACCGGGACAAGAUCUCCUCAAGGCUCUGUCAGGCCUGCUGGGAGGAAGCACCGACAGCCAGAGCAGUGAGAAUCCAGACUCCACCUCUCCAACUUCCCCUCAUACCGCUUCAUCUCUGCCACUCUCGUCAUCUCCAACCUCUUCUGGUGCGGACAAGUCUCUCCUUUCACCAGAGCCUUCGUUAGUUUCCCCCCAUUCCCCAUCUCCCGUUUUAUCGCGUCUCCUGGAAUCCAACCUGCAGACUUUACAGACCCCACAUGGUCAGGAUCAGUCUUCCUCUGCUUCGCUGCCUGCCUCUUUAACUCCAGAUUCAGAGGAGAUUACAACUGAAGACCAGGAUGCUCCACGCCCCCACCUCUCUGGUCCACCCCAUGACUCUGAGAGCACAGCAUGCCUGAGUGACCCUCCUCCUCCUCCUCCUCCUCCUCCUGCCUCAUCUCCCUCUCCAAAUUUGGUUUGUUUGUUUUCUGGGAACAGAGAGUCAAAACAGGCUGAGUUGGCUUCACAUGGGAAUUCCCUCUCUGAGUCCUCACCGUCCUCGCAUCCCUUUUCAACUCUUGAUCGUAGUUGUCCAGCCUCUCCUGAAUUUCAACCGGAAGUAAAGUCCCUUUCCUCAGAUGAAAUAAGCCUCUCUUAUCCACUGAAGGAAGAGGAAGAAACUCCCCCCUCUUUCUUCUCUCAGCCAGACACCAUCAAUCCCUCAGCUCCUGUCCUGGACUCCUCUGAGUUUGAGGAGGCUAGUCCCACACCGCCCUCUCCUAAACCUUCCAGUCCAGUUUAUCCAUUCUCAUCACAAUGCCAGGAUGGUGAGGUAGAUCGAGCUGUUGAAAGAAUUCCAGGCCUUUCAGAGCACUCCCAACAGGACGUAGCAAGUCAUGAUGAUAACUCACACCCAGCCCCUCCUGUCCAAGAUGUCUCCCAGAGGAAUCACCUCCCGUUAGGCUUUGAGGAUACCCAUCGGACGGGGGGGGAGGGAGGGGAGGAGGGCGCUGACACUGUGCAGACUCCAGAGGUUUACGUCCCAGACAGCUCUGCAGGCCUGUCAGCAAGUUCAAGAUUAGUCUGUGAGGAAGUAUGUAACCAAACAGAAAUAGAUCCGCAGCUCCAGUCCUGUAGUUUGCAAGAGGAGCUUUCAGCUGGAACCAAACCGGAAGAGAGUCAAAGGGGAUCAGACAGAGAAUCGCUCACUUCAGUUUUACCUGAUGAUGUGCCAGGAGCGCACAGCAGAACUGAAGUGGAACCAAAGGGUCUGAUAAAGAUCGAGAGCUUGGAUCUGGUGUUUCAAACCUCAGUGGACGGCUCUGGAAGUGAAAGUGAAGAUAUAGAGGCGUUUCUUGAGCGGCUUGAUAAUGAAGGGCGGGUCUAUUGGGCGGAACCGAUCCAGGUUUCCAAUCCGACUCCUGAAGCAGGCAGCUUUGAAGCCCCUGACGAAUCACCUGGGAAUACAAAUGCAGCUUUUAUCGAUUCUUCUUCAUCCACAAGCAGAGACAUGACUUCAUCUGUGACCUCCUCAACAACAAUGGACACGAACCGGACGUCAACAAAUGCAACUUCCUCCUCAGAUUCACCCUCCUCUUUGACGCGACCAUUAGCAUCCCCCGUCGCGUCUUCAAACCUGAAACCGUCAAGUCGCUCCGUCUCCGUCCAGAUGACCUCAUCUCCUUCCUCUCAUAUUGUCCACAGGACGGAUGUUCCCUUCACGACUCACUCCAAACGCUCCCUUCUCCCUAGUGUCCUCCCUUUGGACACCUCCAGUCCUUUCCGCGCUGUCCAAUCAUGGACAGACCUGCACAUCCAACGACACACCCUCACCCAGAAGUUAUCACACGGGGGGCUUCAUUCUGCCCCGUAUGAAGUGACCGUAUCCACUGGAAUGAUCCCAAACCCUACACCGAACUUCUCCUCGUCUCCAUAUUUGCCUAAAGAAUGGGAGUCACAUGACUAUCUCCCUGGGAUGGCUAGAAAUCCUAUGUCGGUGUCUGUGGAUAAAGGGCUGUGGACCGAUGAGGAGGAGGAGGUGGACAGGAAUGGAGGGGAAUAUGAGGACAAGCUUUGGGAGGGUCCUCACACUGAGACCAUCGCAUGCUGCUCAUCCUGCGACCAGCAGUGUACGUGCAGGCACGGAGAGCGACGGGGGAAUAUUCCU